Selaginella moellendorffii is the source of this 2555-nucleotide messenger RNA. Its product is annotated as DEAD-box ATP-dependent RNA helicase 3A, chloroplastic. NCBI's taxonomy places the organism in Eukaryota, Viridiplantae, Streptophyta, Lycopodiopsida, Selaginellales, Selaginellaceae. The transcript is spliced from 9 exons. Gene Ontology annotation, molecular function: RNA binding; zinc ion binding; ATP binding. The coding region runs from base 180 to 2444 and encodes 754 amino acids. The record is from RefSeq and is a predicted model, not a curated record.
UUUUUGCGAUCCAGAUCUUUGAUCUUUGAUCUUUGAUCCAAACUCUCGGGGUUUAGUCCGUAAGAUCAUGAGUUCCUACGUGGCCCCUCGAGGACCCAGAAAUCGAGCUAUCUAUCUUGGAGUUGUGGGUUUAAGGCUGUUACUUAGUGAUAGUGUAGGGUGUAGUGUAGCAAGGAAGAAUGGCGCUGGUUGCCGGCGCGGGCGCGUCUAGAGCUCCUGCAUUGCAAGUGCUUGGCGAUGGAGGUGGAGGAGGAGGAGGAGCGAGCAGGGCGGCGCCCUGUUGGUUGCGUGCUUCUUUGCUCCAGCAGCAGCAUGGCUAUGGCUCCACCAGGGCUCCUCGAUUGGUCACAGCCGCGGAGGAGUGGAAGGUCUCGGCUGUGAGGACAGACUUCGCGCCUCGGAAGAGAGUGACUACCACUUGGGAAGACGAGCAAACGGAUGAGAGUGAGGAGGAGGAUGGUAAGAUUCUCUAUGUGGAUGAUAGCGAGUUGUCCCAGCACUCCAAUUCGGAGGAGGAGGAGGAAGAAGAGGAUGGUGUCCAAGGUGAGAGCAAGGCUGAUGAUGAGCUUGCGAUUGCCGGGCUGGGAGUUUCGCAGGAGAUUGUUGGCCACCUUGCGGACCGAGGCAUCACGCACUUGUUCCCGAUUCAACGAGCCGUGUUCCAACCAGCGAUGAAGGGCGUCGACCUCAUUGCUCGAGCGAAGACUGGCACAGGGAAAACUUUGGCAUUUGGAAUUCCCAUCAUGGAUCGCAUCUAUCGCUCGCGAAGCAAGUCUCAAAGGAGAUCUUUCAGAGGUCCGGCGGCCUUGGUGUUGGCUCCGACGAGGGAGCUUGCCAAGCAGGUGGAGACCGAGUUCAUGGAGUCGGGCAAAGAGCUUGCGACAGUCUGCGUCUAUGGCGGAGUUUCCAUCAUGUCUCAGAAGCGCUUGCUCUCUCGCGGUGUCGAUGUUGCAGUGGGAACUCCCGGCCGGAUCAUCGACUUGCUGGAGCAAGGAUGCCUGGAUCUCAGUCAAGUGGAGUGCAUGGUUCUGGACGAGGCGGACCAGAUGCUCGCCGUGGGCUUCGAGGAGGACGUGGAGAAGAUCAUGGAGCAGCUCCCAGAGAAGCGUCAAAACAUGCUCUUCUCCGCGACCAUGCCGGGCUGGGUCCAGAAGCUCUCGAGAAAGUUUCUAAACAAGCCGCUUACGAUCGACCUGGUUGGCGAGUCCGACGAGAAGCUUGCCGAGGGUAUCAAGUUGUAUGCUGUCCAGACUUCACAAGCUGCGAAACGCAAGAUCCUCAGCGACGUGAUCACGGUGUAUGGCAAGGGAGGCAAGACGAUUGUCUUCACGCAGACCAAACGGGAUGCUGAGGAAGUCUCCAUGGCAAUGAACAGAACUCUCGGUUGCGAGGCCUUGCACGGGGAUAUCGCACAGUUCCAAAGGGAGAAGACCUUGGCAGCUUUCCGAGAGGGGAGGUUCCUCAUCUUGGUCGCGACGGAUGUUGCUGCGCGAGGCCUGGACAUCACGGACGUAGACCUUAUCAUACACUACGACUUGCCACGGGACUCGGAGACGUUUGUCCACCGAUCUGGUCGAACUGGCCGGGCCGGCAAGGAUGGCAGCGCUCUGGUUUUCUUCUCUCCGCAAGAGAGGAGGAUCUUGAAACACUUUGAGCGACAAGUCGGCUGCAGCUUCCAGUUCAAGAGCAUGCCGCAUUUCGACGAGGUGCUCGCGGCGUCGUCCUCGCAAGCCGUGGAGCUCAUCAAAGGUGUCCAUCCGGAUCUCAAGCAAGUCUUCAUGGCCACGGCGGAGAAGCUCUUGGACGAGCAUGGGACGGCCGCGUUUGCAGCCGCGAUUGCUCAUAUGAGUGGCUUCAGCCAGCCACCCGAGCAGCGAUCUUUGAUCUCCCUCGAGGCGGGAUACAUGACUCUCAAGUUCUCCCGUGCUCCCGGGAACUUCCCGCUCGCUGUGCGGCACGUCGUGGGAGCCAUCGCUAGCCUGUCCGAGAAGGCCGCGGACAACAUUGGAAAAGUCCAGAUGAUCGACGAGAAAAAUGUUGAGGGUGCUGUUUUCGAUCUUCCGGAGCACAUAGCAACGGAUCUCCUCUCCAAGUCGAUGCCUUCCGGCACUAGGAUCGAGGCGAUCAAAGAGCUUCCAAGCCUCCAAGAUUCCUGGGACGAUGGCGGCCGGCGGAGCUACGGGAGCUCCUUUGGAGGCGACCGAGGAGGCGGCGGAAGAAGGCCAGCGUUUGGCCGGUUUGACGAUUCCAGAGGAGGAGGAAGAUACUCGAGCAAUGGUAGGAGUUUCUCUUCGUCGUCUCGAUUCGGCGAGUCGAGGAGCAGCAGUAGUAGAUCAUGGGGUGGCGGCGGUGGCGGCGGUGGAAAUUUUGAUGGAGCUUGCUACAAAUGCGGGCAAUCUGGCCACCGCGCGUUUGAAUGCAAGCAGCAGCGAGGAGGCUACUAGAAAGAUUUUCUUCUUCUUCUCUCUUCUGCGCAAGAACAAAGAGAAGAAACAAAGAGAAAGAACACAAGGAAGAACUUUGUUACGUAUAACAUUUUAAAAGCUUGGGAUAAA